This is a messenger RNA of Ogataea angusta, 3507 nucleotides long. RefSeq lists its product as uncharacterized. The record is from RefSeq and is a predicted model, not a curated record. The transcript has a single exon. NCBI's taxonomy places the organism in Eukaryota, Fungi, Ascomycota, Pichiomycetes, Pichiales, Pichiaceae. The coding region runs from base 1 to 3507 and encodes 1168 amino acids.
AUGGCGCCGGACGUUGUGGAGACGAAAGCGGCGGAGUCCAGUGCUUCCUUUUCCAUGGACCGGAUCCGGCUCGAGGCUAUUGAGAGCCGACGUCAGGAAUGCACCAAAGCAAUCAAUGACAGGAAAAGGAAAUUGGCCGAACUCUACUGCGUCUCACGACUGCCGCUUCUGCCUAUAUCCAAUGACCAGGUCUUACAGAUCGAGGACAAGCUGAUGGCUUUUUUAGAAAAAAACGAUCUGGAAAACGGACAUGAGUUCAAUAUCGCCAUAUUAUCUCAUGAGAAUCAGCAGAGACGACUCUCGCCGCCCCAGAAUCAAAUUUCAUCAGAGACAUCAGAGAUCAUGGAGCCUGCUACAAAGCGGCAGAAAGUGGACGCUCAGGCUAGCCAGCCGGAGGCGGCGGUUUCGGCAGAAGCGCAAAAGAAGAUGCAGGGAACGGCAAUGGUCGCUAGAAAACCACAGCCAGACCCGUCUCUUCAGGAAGGCUCGCUUUCGUCUUUGAUCCACUCCUACGAACAGGUCCAACCGCCUAGACGCAGUGACGAGAAGUCCAAACGCGAUCUGGAUUACAAGCAUCUCGACUUGGAUCAGCUGAUGAUCAUGUUAAUGCCAGAACUCAAGCCCCACAAAGUACCAGAGGCACGCUCUUUGACGGAAUUGUAUUACCACCAGCAGACGUUACAACUACCCAAGCUGUUACUCAGGGCUCAUAAAUCCCUUACCACCGACUCUUAUGAGACUGCACUGGUAGAGGGGAAGAUAUCUGUGUUGUAUUCUCGAAUGGAGGAAUUGAAACGCAAGCACAGUUGGUCGCUGAGACAGCCGAAGAAGUUUAUAGAUCCUUUUCUGGCUACGGGAAAGAAAACGCAUUGGGAUCAUCUGUUAUCUGAGAUGAAGUGGCUGGCUACUGACUUCAAGCAGGAGAGAAGGUUUAAAAUGGCUCAAUGCCAUUACAUUGCUUGUGCAGUCAAGGAGUACUGGAAAUACGGAAAGGUGUGUUGUGUGCGAAGAAAACAAGCUCGACUUUUAAGCGAUAAAGAAAUCGAAGAACGGACAGUGCCAAAAGAAAAGGACCCGCCAAACAGUUCUGAGACUGCUGAAGUCCCAGAUACUGAAAAGCCAGCGGGAUCUCCUCAAGAUUCAGAGAGCAAAGUGGAUGAUGGAGCGAGCGCGCAACUGGAGUCGAUCACUGUGAAACCAGAGUCGGAAGAGAUUGCAAAGACAGAGGCCUCCGAGGAUAAUGCAGAAACGACCAAGGACCCUAUUUCCCACGCUAGCAUUGAGCCUGGUAAGAACACAGAAGCUUCAUCAGAAGAGCAGCCUUCAAUUGACCCGUCUCUUCUGCUCACCUUCAAUGAUACCAACUACUCUAGUGAGGAAUAUGAUCAAGUGAAAAGACAUAGGGAUGACAUUCAACCAUUCAAGAUGUAUGCAGAUUUAGACCAGUUUAACAAAACAGAGACGACUGUCAUUAACAGUUUGUCUACUUACGCUCCAUUCAAAGAAACCGAGAAGGAUCAUCUUAUUGAAAGGUACGAAUACGGUCACAUUUCGUCGAUGCUGCCUCCUGCUGAUGAAGAGCCUGAUUGGGAAAAAAUAGUGCUCAAGAAGAAGAAGGAGACAGAGAAACACAGUGUUCCUUACCAGAAGGGUCUGUUCUCUCCAGCGUACAGGCGUUUCAACAUUCUAAAGCCUCCUUCUCCUCCUUCCAUCAAAAAUUUGGAACUUCGCAUCCCAACUAUUUGGCUUCCACAGGACGACAAGUAUCUCAUAAGGUAUGUGACAGAUUUUUCAUUCAAUUGGAACAUUAUCUCUGCUCAUUUGUCCGCGAAACCCACAAGGAGUUAUACGUCGAACAUCGAGCGGCGUACACCAUGGCAGUGUUUCGAGAGAUACAUCCAAUUGAACGACAAAUUCCAAUUUUCCGAUAUGAGGGGCCUGUAUCCAAUGGCUGCCAAAGAAUGGCUGGAGGCAGCACACAAGGUCCAGAUUUCCACGAAAAGACGGAUCUCGCCUCUUGGAGUUGGUAUUGAGUCUAUUCAAAGGGGACAUAGGCGGCUCAGAUGGGGUUCUAUGUUCGAUGCCAUGCGGAAGCUGAUGAAGAAGCGUGAAAACGUUCAAAAACCUCCUCAGCAGCAAAGAAAGAAUAACGUUGAGGAGAAGAGAACCGAUACGCCAACCCCCGAACAGCUGUCGAAGCUCAAGUUCGAACGUGAUCGGGCAAUACAAGAAGCUUAUGCACAGGGCAGUGGCAAUGGAAAUUUCACCAGACUGCGCGUUCCGCCGAACGCUCGUCAACUGGCUGCAGGAGCGGGUAAGUCCCCGUUCUCUACCGACGGCCAAGCCAACGCCGGACCAUCGGCUGUUGCGCAGGCGGCAAUGAACGGUAGACGGCAGCUAUCCAACAAAAUGGCUCCUCAGGCAAGUGUUUCUCCCGAAGCACAGCAGGCUCAAAUGCGUGCCAACAGUCCACAAAUAUACCAGCAGCAGGCGAAUCAGGGUGGCAUGCCAUUGCCGACGGGUCCUGGUGCAGCGCCUCUGCCUGAGCAGGUUCAGCAGCUGAUGAUUCAACGUCAACGGCAGAUGAUGCAACAGCAACAGAACAACAACUCCAGACAACCAAGCAGACCUCCUUCUUCGUCCAUGAGCUCGCCUGUGUCGACGCCAACUCCUCAGCAGGUUUUGCAGACGGCAGGAAAUUCGGGAUCUUCUCCUCAAGCAUUUUCGCAGGUGCAGUUGCAGCCGGGCCAGUCUCCGGAGCAGUUGCCGCAAAUGAACAUCGCACCGCCACAGGGGUUUUCUGUGCAGCCUAUGGGCAGCAACGCCUCGUCCCCACAGGACAUGCAUGCCAACGCGCAGCUAUCCCAGCAGCCGCGUCCUGUGUCGCGAGUGAACUUCACCACGUCGCAAGUGUCUGCCAUCAUAAACCAGAUCCAGACACAGAACCCAAACCUGCCCAAAGAACAGGUCACUCGUUUGGCGGUCGCUUACCUAGCCAACUACCAGCAGAAUCAGAACAGAGCCGCAGAUCAGACAGCACAGCAGCCCGGCAAGCAGCCCCUGGCUCCUUCCAAUGGAGGUGCAAUUGCUGGACAAUUGAACACUCCGACAAAGCAAGGCCAGCCGUCUCAGGGGACGCCUCCAGCGCAAGCUGGCCAGCCAUUGACUCCGCAGCAGCUUGCCAUGUUUGCCAACAACCCCAAUCUGACCCCACAGCAGCGCAAGCAAAUUCAGGUUUUGCGGCAGCACCAGUUGCAACAGCAACAGAGAAGACAGCAGCACGUGCAGCCGCCUGGAGAUCCUCAGACUCCUGUGCCGGCAACUCCGCAGCCCGCGCAGUCUGCCCCGUCGAAUGCGAAGAAAAUGAACUCGUCGGCGAUUACAACACGGUUUUCGCCCCAACCGGGAACCAACGUAGUCCCGGUUGUGAACCAGCAGUCGCCGUCAGUGCCGUCAUCGGCAAAUAACAGUUUUGUGUCUUCACCGACAAUGAAAAACAUGAGAUGA